CCCAGGACUCAUCUCUCCUUCUUCUCGCUUUAAGAUGGGAAAUGCCUCUGAAACCUCAUUAAUUUCCAAGAUAUCUAAAGAACACGACUUUCUUUUAGGGAUGAUCUACACCAUCCUUGGAGUCUUCUCUCUGAUGGGGAACACUGUCUUGCUCUUCGUGGCCUAUCAGAAGAAGUCGUCUCUCAAACCAGCAGAGUUUUUCAUUGUAAAUCUCUCCAUCAGUGACCUGGGCAUGACCAUCUCUCUUUUCCCCUUCGCUAUUGCCUCUGCUUUCUCUCACAGAUGGCUCUUUAAUGAAUCAGUGUGUGUGUGUUACGCCUUCUGUGGUGUACUCUUUGGCCUCUGCAGUCUCAGUAAUCUCACCGUCCUGUCGUCCGUCUGCUGGUUUAAAGUCUGCUGUCCAAACUACGGGAGCAGGUUCUCCUCGUCCCAUGCCAUGUUGUUGGUGCUCGGGGUGUGGUGCUACUCCACCAUCUUUGCCAUAGGUCCUCUAUCAGGCUGGGGUCAGUACAGCUACGAGCCGUACGGCACGGCCUGCUGCAUCGACUGGUUCGCUCCUCAUCACAGCCUCCUCGCCAUGUCCUACAUCAUAUGUCUCUUCUUCUUCUGCUACAUCGUGCCUUGCACCAUCAUCUUCUUGUCCUAUGCCUUCAUCCUGGUGACGGUGCGCGGCUCUCGGCAGGCUCUCCAGCAGCACGUGUCUCCACAGAACAAGAUCAUGGACGCUCAAUCUCGCGUCAUCAAGCUCUCUGUAGCCGUAUGUGUCGGCUUCCUACUAGCGUGGAGUCCGUACGCUGCUGUAUCCAUGUGGGCGGCCUUUGUGAAUCCGGACGCGGUUCCUCCGAUAGUGUUUGCUGCGGCGGCGGUGUUUGCUAAAUCCUCCACCCUUUACAACCCGCUGGUCUACCUGGGCUUCAAGCCUAACUUCCGCAGGUCCCUUCACAGACGGACCAUGUGCUCGUGCCUGCGCCGGCCAGAGACAGUGCGGAAAAACGCAGACAGGGAAAACUGCCAUUCCGCUCAUAACUCUAGCGGACCUCAGAAAAGCCAGAGAACUUGCAGGACCUGCCUGGACCACACGUCUUGUCACAGCUUGGACAUCACACCUCACAGAACAGUCCUGAUCCUGACCGGCUGCACACACAGCAAGGUCGCAGUCAGUCAGCUGUCCAGUGAAAUCCACAGUGACUUCCUUUAG
Tachysurus vachellii is the source of this 1198-nucleotide messenger RNA. RefSeq names its product opsin 7, group member b (gene opn7b). Gene Ontology annotation, biological process: visual perception; G protein-coupled receptor signaling pathway. The coding region runs from base 35 to 1198 and encodes 387 amino acids. The transcript has 6 exons. Gene Ontology annotation, molecular function: G protein-coupled receptor activity. The record is from RefSeq and is a predicted model, not a curated record. Gene Ontology annotation, cellular component: membrane. NCBI's taxonomy places the organism in Eukaryota, Metazoa, Chordata, Actinopteri, Siluriformes, Bagridae.